Messenger RNA from Alternaria arbusti, 1041 nucleotides. RefSeq lists its product as uncharacterized. NCBI's taxonomy places the organism in Eukaryota, Fungi, Ascomycota, Dothideomycetes, Pleosporales, Pleosporaceae. The transcript is spliced from 2 exons. The record is from RefSeq and is a predicted model, not a curated record. The coding region runs from base 1 to 1041 and encodes 346 amino acids.
AUGCCCGACAUUGUAGCACCCGGAAGGGCAGACAGAAUGUUCGUGAAGCGCGCUGGGACAGAUUUCGGCAAACAGACCGCCCCAGCCGCCGGUAUCCAAAAUCCAAGCAGAAUCGUGUACGUCGGGCCCACCAAAGGCAACGAGUUAGAGAAAGCACACAAUCGACAGGCAUCUGGGUGCUCUGCUGGAGGCUAUAGUCCUUGUAGCGAGUUCCCAUUCAGCCAGAAGUGGAGCCUCAAGACAGCAGGUCAGGGUGAAUACGAUUGUGAUGAAUGGCCACCUGCAAUGUCUCAGCAGUUACCAUUCGACGAUCCGAACCGACUGGCACCAAACAGUCUACGCUGCAUGGUAGCUGACGAGAAUCAAGACAUCGGUCGCAAGCUGGGUCGCAUUGUAACAAGCAACGGUAUGGUCCGCGACGACUUCUUCGACGUGGACUUUGACAUCACUGGUGCUGAUCAGACUAAACUCAAGUUUUGUCAGCCAAACCCAAACCCGAGGGGUGUCUGCGGUUCCGACGGCAUGCAAUUCGAGCUCUCGGAGAAGACGUGGGCAUCCGGCAAGCUUAGCAGUUACUACAACCGCAAUGGCGACGACAACAAGUAUAAAUUGACUGACACUGCCUACGCGGAGCUUUACCAAUGCGGCGUCGAAUUCACGCGCGACGGCGAUGCGACGAUCAAGGACAUCAAGCUCAGUGACUGGGAGAACAAGGAAUUUACGCCAGCUCAGUGCAACUUGGCCAACAACGGCGACACAUGCGACCUGCAGGGCCUUCCCAACGAUCUGCAGGUAAAGCGCACCGGCAACUUUGGUACCAAGCUAGAGUUUGAGUACGCACCGGGACAAAACGGCGCAAACGUCAACUUCUUCGAUUGGGACUCGGAUAUGAAGGGCAAUGGUCGUGGUCCAUGGACCGACCCCGAAUCGGACCCGAAUCGGCAACCCACGCGCUUCUGCAAGGUCGUCGAUGGGAGUGCGCCGAAUACGCAGAGCUUUAAUUGCUGGUUUCCUUGCUACAAGAACGCGAAUGGCCAGUAG